Zingiber officinale is the source of this 1579-nucleotide messenger RNA. RefSeq names its product alpha-galactosidase-like. The record is from RefSeq and is a predicted model, not a curated record. The transcript is spliced from 15 exons. Gene Ontology annotation, molecular function: hydrolase activity, hydrolyzing O-glycosyl compounds. The coding region runs from base 73 to 1290 and encodes 405 amino acids. Lineage: Eukaryota; Viridiplantae; Streptophyta; Magnoliopsida; Zingiberales; Zingiberaceae. Gene Ontology annotation, biological process: carbohydrate metabolic process.
UAUAAAUAUACAUGAGUUUGAGGAGGGUGAUGAGGUUGGUGGCUAGCUCAUCAAGCAGUAGGAUCCUUCCUCAUGGCGUCUCUCCAACGUUUCUUCUUUCUCUCCUCGCUUAUUAUCAUGGCAGCGGCGGCGACAGCAGACAGUUAUGUAGCUUCCAGGGAGUCGGCGACGAGGCGCAGUGUGUCGGACAAUGGCCUCGCCAGGACUCCUCCGAUGGGGUGGAACAGUUGGAACCAUUUCCACUGCAACAUCACUGAGGAGGUCAUCAGAGAAACUGCUGAUGCCUUGGAGUAUACAGGCCUUGCCAAGUUGGGUUAUCAAUAUGUUAAUAUAGAUGAUUGCUGGGGCGAGUACGACAGAGACUCUCAGGGAAAUUUAGUCGCAAGGGUGUCAACUUUUCCCUCUGGCAUAAAGUCUCUUGCAGAUUACGUGCAUGGGAAAAGGCUGAAGUUUGGAAUCUACAGUGAUGCAGGGUACUAUAACUUCUCGUCAAAAACAUGCAGCAACACAAUGCCUGGUUCUCUUGGCUUCGAGGAACAAGAUGCAAAGACCUUUGCGUCUUGGGGCAUUGAUUACUUGAAGUAUGACAACUGUAACGAUCCUGGUACCAGUCCAAAAGAAAGGUAUCCAAAAAUGGGAGCUGCUCUUUUGAACAGUGGAAGGAGCAUUGUCUUCUCUCUGUGUGAAUGGGGUGUCGAGGACCCAGCAACAUGGGCUGGCAGCAUAGCCCACAGUUGGAGGACAACAGGAGAUAUCUUUGAUAGUUGGGACAGCAUGACGUCGAUUGCCGAUCAGAACGACAAAUGGGCAUCUUAUGCAGGACCUGAUGGCUGGAAUGAUCCUGACAUGCUUGAAGUAGGGAAUGGGGGAAUGACGAGGGAAGAGUAUGUAUCCCAUUUUAGUAUAUGGGCCCUGAUGAAGGCUCCUUUGUUGAUCGGAUGCGAUGUGAGAUCAAUAACUAAAGAUACACUUGAGAUAUUGAGCAACUCGGAAGUCAUAGCUGUUAAUCAGGAUUCACUUGGAAUUCAAGGGAAGAAGGUGGCUUCUCAUGAUAGUUUACAGGUUUGGGCAGGUCCCCUGAGCGGUGGGAGAGUGGCCGUGGUCCUGUGGAACCGAGGAAAUUCACAAGCAAUGAUAACAGCAAAUUGGUCUGAUUUAGGACUUUUGAGUUCGACUCGCGCUAAUGUCCGCGAUCUUUGGGCGCAUUCUGAUAUUGGAAUAGCUCAAGGGCGGCUCAACGCCACUGUGGAUUCUCAUGCCUGCAAGAUGUUUGUUCUCACACCGCAGUAGAACAUCCUGCUCUUCUAGUUUAGAUAAGAAAGAAAAAGGCACCCCAUUGUUUUCAUACAGAAUAAGUCAUUUCAGUGGAUGAUACCAGCCAUGUGUUUUGUAGACUGAAAAAUAGUGAAAAAUUCUCAGAUUAAUAAAAAGUAACCAAUUUCACUUUCGAUUGUUUUGAUUGAAAUUGAGCAUAAAGACUAAAGUUCAAAGGAAAGGAUGACCUUUUUAAUUUAACCUUAUAACAUCACAAUGAGGACCUUUUCCUGCACUACAACUGCACUUCAACAGCAGGAGGAAA